AUGCUCAACAAACUUCCAACCGAGCUCAUCCAGCUCAUCGCGGCAUUCUUGCUGGACGCGGCCGAUCAUGUUGCCCUCGCCACUACAUGCGCCCGUUGCCACACCGCGCUCCUUGUCGACUCAUACUCGGUCGCGCUUGCCCACGUCAAGACGGGCUACGCCAACUGCGUCGCCCAUCGACUUUGGAGAGGGGCAGAGCUUGCGCUGCGGCACACCACGCUUCCGCGUGCAUCACGCCGUGAGGUGGAUCCGGCCCUGUUAGUCCCUAUCUUUCAUCGCCCAGAGCCAGACUCGCCUGACUGGCGCGCGCUCGUUACCCGGCUGGCCGAGAUGGACAUAGUGGCCAAGUCUCUGGCCAUGCCGGGAAACAUCUACACAGCGAUGCCGCAGCCGCGGCCCGACUACAUUGGUCCUGCGGCGCUUGCAGCUUCCUGUGGCAUUAUGCCGCUGACGAGAGAGCUUCUGCCUAGGCACGAUGCGGCGCAGGCAUCGCUCGUCCUGUACAUCCUGGCUUUUGCCGGUCAGACGAGCACCGUGGAAGCUAUGAUCCAUGAGCUAACCGAGAGCUUGCUGCCAGAGCCAGGCAACAUUGCCCUCCAGGCCGCCGCUGCAGGCGGUGUCCUUCACACGGUAUAUGUUCUCCUUGCUCGUGACGACGUCGAUCCUGCAGCCAAUGAUAGCUACGCCAUCCGCAUGGCAUGCGCCCGCGGCCACGCCGAGGUUGUUGCCGCCCUACUCGCCGACAAACGCGCCGAUCCGUCUUCCGGGUGCAAUCACGCGCUUCGAUGGGCCGCUUGCCGCGGAUACGCUUCCAUUGUCACCCUCCUCCUUGCCGAUCCGCGCGUCAAUCCCGCGGCAUGUAGUCAGUUUGCCAUCCGACAGGCCUCCCGCCGCGGCCAUGCCUCUGUCGUCGGACUCCUCCUUGCCGACAACCGUGUCAAUCCGGCUGCCAACAACAACGAGUCGCUCUGCUGGGCAGCGCGAAACGGUCAUGAAAGCGUCGUACAUCUCCUCCUUGCCGAUGCCCGAGUCAACCCGGUCGACAAGAGCGCGGUGGCCGAUGCAGCCCGUGCCAAUCGACGGAGCCUCCGCCUGCUCUUCAACCAUCGGUAG
Messenger RNA from Thecamonas trahens ATCC 50062, 1113 nucleotides. Its product is annotated as ankyrin domain-containing protein. The record is from RefSeq and is a predicted model, not a curated record. Bases 1 to 1113 code for a protein of 370 amino acids. NCBI's taxonomy places the organism in Eukaryota, Apusomonadida, Apusomonadidae. The transcript has a single exon. Gene Ontology annotation, molecular function: protein binding.